AUGUCCUCUAAUGAUAGAGAGGAUUCAUACAAUGGGCAGCUUUUGAGAGACAUCAAGGAAGUAAGUAAAGCUCUUUACUUGAACAACAAACCUCAAAAGCCACUGCUUUCGUUGCCUCCUGUCCGAUCUAGAUCUGUUGCCACAGAGAGUAAGAAGAAGAAAUCUUCAGUGUCAUGGGAUUGGAAGAAACCUUUAAAAGCUAUAGCUCAUUUGGGUCAGCGUAGGUUUGAUGUUUGUUUUCAUCUUCAUGUUCAUUCCAUUGAAGGCUUGCCUGAGAAUUUGGAUGGUACUAAACUAGUUGUGCAAUGGAAGAGGAAAGAUGAAGUGGUUAUGUCUACUCAACCUUCAAAUGUUUCGCAAGGAACUGUAGAGUUUGAUGAGAUCUUGACGCAUAGAUGUUUAGUCUACGGUAGGAAACAUGGGAGAUAUGAUCAGAAGCUUUUCUUGGUCUGUGUCUCUCCUGUUGAUGCCUCUUGGCUUGUUCUUGGGAAGCAUUGGGUUGAUCUCACCAGGAUCUUGCCUUUGUCUAUGGAGGAGAUGGAAGGUGGAAGGAGUACGAGGAAGUGGAACACGAGUUUCAAGCUAUCUGGUUUGGCGGAUUCUGCUGUGUUGAAUCUUGGUUUUGAUUACUCGGUCGUUACUAGCUCUGUCUGUGAUUCAACUGGUGGUGAUGUGAUGCUGAGGAGAGUUGGUAGUGUUCCGAGUAUGGAGCGUAGAUCUUCACCGCUUGAUGAUGGAAAGUUCUCCCAUCAACUCACGCCGAAUUUGAGUUUGGAUCUUUCAAGGUCAGUUGAUCUUCUGUAUGAAAAACUCAGCGAGCAAAACACGGAAACAUCAACAGAAAUUGAUAUCGAGUAUGACCAUCUGGAGAAAACUAAGGUAGAGAAAGGUGUGGAGACUGAUAAGCCGGCAGAUGACAACACUGGAAAAGGAGUAGAGGUAUUUAAGCAAGAAAGAUCCAGAAUGGAAGAAAGAACUGAUUCAAAGACGGAGUCCUCGGAAAUUGAAAUUAUUGAUGUCCAUGAGUUACUUAAAGAUGAAGAUGAUGAUGAAGCCUUUUUGGAUGAACCCUGUUUUAUUGAUCAUCAGUUAUCAGUGGCUGAGCUAAAAAGUGGAGAACCUAAGUCUGCUUUCAGUAGCCAUGUUGAGAUUAAAUCUUCAUCAGCUAUUGAUGAUUGUGCUGAGGAAGAAAAUUUCCUGGAAGCUAAAUCUAGUUACAAAUCUGCAAAAAUAUUAACGAAGUCACGAAGCUUGGAUGACAUCACUGAAUCUGUAGCUAAUGAGUUUCUGAACAUGCUUGAACUUGAGGAACGUUCUUAUGUUUAUACCUCAGAUUGUGAACCUACAUCUCCUCGUGAAUAUCUGCUUCGAGAGUUUGAGAAGGAGGCUCUGGUUUCUGGAAACUGUCUCUUAGAUUUAGGUGGGGGAGCAGAAUAUGUGUCUGACGAGGAACCGAAUGAUUUCUCGUUCUCCUCAAGUUCUGUGAGUGAAACCAAGUUUGAAGGAAAGUCUCAGCUGUUAAUAAGCAGAAGGAAUGCUAAGGUUCUUGAAGACUUGGAAACUGAAACUUUAAUGCGAGAGUGGGAUUUAGAUGACAACAGUUUUAACGACUCUCUCUGUGUUUGCUCUGAUGGGUUUGGAAGUCCCAUAGAGCUUCCAGUUGACGAGGGAUCAGAUUUGCCGCAUCUUGGAGAUGAUAUUGGUCCUUUUGUUUGGACGAAAGGAGGAGGGUGUAUCCGGUCCAUGAGUCCGUCACUGUUCAGAAAGUGUAAGGAUGCAUCACGUCUGAUCAUGGAAGUUUCAGUUCCUGUGGUAUUAGUACCAGAAUUAGGUUCUGAUGUUCUUGAAAUACUCCAAAGUUUGGCAGCUUCCGGAAUCGAAGGGCUUUGUUCUGAAAUUAAUGCAUUAAUGCCUUUGGAAGAUAUCAUGGGGAAGACAAUACAUGAAGUUAUCGAGGACACAAAAUUUGAGAGAAUUGUACAUGAUUGUUCUGACAAGGGUAAAGCUGACAUGGCUAUGAAACCAUCAGGACAGCUGGAUACGUUUCUUUCACAAGAAAUUUUUGGGGUCUUUGGAUCCAAUAUGUGCUCAGGUUAUGUACCUCUUGACGCUCUUACGUCCUUAGCUAUUGAUGGGAUAGAAGUUCUUUCGGUAGAAGGAUUAAGGAUUCAAUACAGUAUGUCAGACCAAGAUCCACCAUCAGUUACUGCACCAAAACCCAUGGAUCAGUCUGAGGCUUUAGAGUUGAUUAGUUUUUCGGUAAAGUUGGAUGAGUGGUUAAGGCUUGACCAUGGAACGUUAAACACUGGAGUUGAAACCGGCAAUCAUAUUAGAGAAAAAGCGUCAACCCACCAUGCCUAUCAAGAUCAAGCUUCUAAUGGAAAGGUCAAUACCUCCGGGAACAAGUUGACACUUGCUCUUCGAGUGUUGCUUAGAGAUCCAUUUCGACAUAAUGAACCUGUCGGUGCAUCUAUGCUUGCUCUGGUCCAAGUUGAAAGGUCUUUGGUUUCCUCAAAUCCACAAGAAGAAUCCUUCGAUAAUAAUGAUACACAUUUGUGGAGAAUCACCAACAUUGGUCUUGCGGGUUUGAAAACUGAGCCUGGUGUUGACCAUCCGUGGUGUACGAAAACCCAACAAGAGUCUGGAUCCUGCUGGUUACUUGCCAGUGGUACUGGUAAAACCAUCAACUGUCAAGCUCCUAAGUCAAAGGCGAUCAUUGUAUCAAACCCACAAGCAACCAGAAAGAACUUGGACACAUUGUGGAGUAUAACAAUCGAUAGGCACAAUCAGGAAGGUGAUUUGUCUAGCUCUGUUGCUUCUGUUCCACUAACAAGAAAUCCAGAUGUGAUCAUUUCAGAUGAAAUAUCAAAAGGAUUGUGAUAGUAACAUUUCCAUCGGCAUAUUAUCUUAUAUGUUGUUUCCACACUCUGCUUAAGAGCAAGUCAUUUUGAUGUGAAAGCUAGUUGAAAGAAGUAGACUCAGAUGUCAUCAGCUAUAUGAAUG
Messenger RNA from Eruca vesicaria subsp. sativa (arugula), 3003 nucleotides. The record is from the annotation of a GenBank genome assembly. NCBI's taxonomy places the organism in Eukaryota, Viridiplantae, Streptophyta, Magnoliopsida, Brassicales, Brassicaceae.